GCUCUCCGGCAGCAGUAUGCAAGAUGCGCUUUCUCUGGCUGAUGGGACUGAUUGUGGCCGGGGCCCUCUUCGAGGCCUCUGCCUCCAAGUGCUCAAAGAGAAGACCAAGAACAUGUUUAGGCAGGGGACCAACCAACGUCGACGACAACAGCGAUUCGUCGGAAGACUGUGAUUGCUCCAAUGGCAACGAGGAAGAGGAGCCUUGUGGUGCAACCACCCAGCCCCCUAUAGUGGACUGCCAGCCCACCUGCAGCACCUGGUCACCCUCUGAGGCCACAGCAGAACCAACCACCCAGCCACCGUGUGGCUGUGGCAACGGGGAAGAAGUUCCCUGUGGUCCAACCACCCAGCCCCCGAUAUCAGACUGCCAGCCCACCUGCUGCACCUGGUCACCACCUGUAACACCACUCCCAGACACGUCGCCUGGCACGACCUGCACCACUGCAGAACCAGCCACUCAGCCACCGUGUGGGUGUGGGAAAACCAGAGUUCGGAAGCACGGUCGACGCAAAUCGUGUGGUUAGCGAAAGGGAGCACCCAGCAACACCACAAAGGUGGAUCAGGAACUGCCUGCGAGGCAUCCAAUCCUCCCAGGCCGAUCCCAUUAAGUCUUAAAUGAUUCAAAAAUAAUAAAAAACCAGAUAUAACAAA
This is a messenger RNA of Drosophila pseudoobscura, 651 nucleotides long. Its product is annotated as salivary glue protein Sgs-4-like. Lineage: Eukaryota; Metazoa; Arthropoda; Insecta; Diptera; Drosophilidae. The transcript has 2 exons. The record is from RefSeq and is a predicted model, not a curated record. The coding region runs from base 24 to 524 and encodes 166 amino acids.